Molecule: messenger RNA, 1005 nt
Organism: Magnusiomyces paraingens
Lineage: Eukaryota; Fungi; Ascomycota; Dipodascomycetes; Dipodascales; Dipodascaceae
Exons: 1
Coding region: 1-1005 (334 amino acids)
Source: RefSeq, a predicted model, not a curated record
AUGGACUCUCAAUCACAACAAGCUCAAUUUCUAGAUAUCUUCCAACAGUACCAACAAUUCCACUCGGUACAAGGCCUUUCUCCAUCUCAAUCUCCAUCUCCAGAUAUAGAUACAGAUACAGAUGAUACAGAACUUCAACGACUCCAAUUUGUAGAGUACUUGGACUUAUAUUUACGACGAUUAAAAGAAAUUGAAGAAUCAAGUAACCCAGUUCCACCACAAAUUACUUUUGAAUUUGUUUUGGAUGUUUUAGGGACAGGUUUAAUUGCAAAGUACAGUGUACGACAUCCUGAUUUACCUGGAUUAGAUGCUGAAUUAGUUACUAAAAAGGAUUAUGAUGCGGAAUUAAAAACAAGAACAGCCAAAAUUUUACAAGAUAAGGUAGAAAAAAGACAACAACAACAAUGGUCAAUAUUAAAAUCAUUAUGUUGUUGUUGUUGUUGUAUGAUUCCAGGGAUGAUGACAGAGACUAUGGAAGAAGCAGCAAAGGAAGAAGGUCGCAGUGUAAUUGAGGAAAUGACAAAUGAAAGUGGGGGGUUUCGAGUUACACGGGAUAUGGUAUUACAACCUAAAGGAGGAUUCCCAGAGUUGGAUAGUACAGGAAGAGCCAUUACUACAAAGGAAGAAGGAGAAGGAGAAGGAGGGAUGAUGGCAGUGAUAGGAGAUGAAGAUCAGGAGGUAUGGGAUUUUGAAAGAGAAGUUAAGAAAAUGGAGGCUUUGAAAGGUAAGGUGAUACUUCGAGAGGCUGGAGAACGUGAGAGUAUAAACAACAAUAGAAGCAGUAGAAGCAACAGAAGCAACAGUAGUAGUAGUAGUAAUAGUAGUAAUAACAACAACAACAACAACAACAACAACAACAACAGUAAAUUUCAAGAGGCUCAGACUGGAGAAGAAAGAGAGAAUGAUGAGAAAGUUUAUGAAAAGCCUGGAAGUGAAGUUGGUUUAAUCUCACCACUAGAAGUAGGGAAAAGUCAUGGGGAAAGUCAUGAGGAAAGUGAAGAUUGA